This is a messenger RNA of Lagopus leucura (white-tailed ptarmigan), 3541 nucleotides long. RefSeq names its product ALX homeobox 4 (gene ALX4). The coding region runs from base 1 to 1164 and encodes 387 amino acids. The transcript is spliced from 4 exons. Lineage: Eukaryota; Metazoa; Chordata; Aves; Galliformes; Phasianidae. Gene Ontology annotation, biological process: regulation of transcription by RNA polymerase II. Gene Ontology annotation, molecular function: RNA polymerase II transcription regulatory region sequence-specific DNA binding; DNA-binding transcription activator activity, RNA polymerase II-specific. The record is from RefSeq and is a predicted model, not a curated record.
AUGAAUGCUGAUACUUGUGUUUCUUAUUGUGAUCCGGCUGCCAUGGAUUCCUACUACAACGCAGCCUCCCAGGGCGCAGACGGCUCCUCGCCUUUUAGGGCAUUUCAAGCGAGUGACAAGUUCGGCCCCGCUUUCCUGGCCGCCAAAGGACAGAGCUUCGGUGACAGCGGCGCGAAGUGCCGGAGCCGCUACAGCCCGCAGGAAUGCCCGUCCCUGGACGGCAGCGGGCAGGCGCCGGGCCCCGCCGCGCCCCCGCCCGCCUUUAGCAAAUACCCGCAGCCCCAGCAGCAGCCGCCGCACCUCUACAUGCAGCGCGGCCCCUGCAAGACCCCACCGGAGAGCAAUCUCAAGCUGCAGGAGAGCGGCAGCCACAACGGAGCCUUGCAGGUCUCCUGUUACGGUAAGGAGAGCAGCUUGGGAGAGGCUGACUUGCAGCCCAACGCUGACCCCUCGGGCAUGGACAGCAGCUACCUCAGCGUGAAGGAGGCUGGAGUGAAAGUCCCUCAGGACAGGGCCAACACGGACCUCCCCAGCCCCAUGGACAAAGCGGACUCGGAGAGCAACAAGGGCAAAAAACGGAGGAACCGUACCACCUUCACCAGCUACCAGCUUGAGGAGUUGGAAAAAGUCUUCCAGAAGACCCACUACCCAGAUGUGUAUGCCAGGGAGCAGCUAGCCAUGAGGACAGACCUCACUGAGGCCCGAGUACAGGUCUGGUUCCAGAACCGACGAGCCAAAUGGCGCAAGCGGGAGCGGUUUGGCCAGAUGCAGCAGGUCCGGACCCACUUCUCCACUGCCUAUGAGCUGCCUCUACUCACCCGUGCUGAGAACUAUGCCCAGAUCCAGAACCCCUCCUGGAUUGGAAACAACGGAGCCGCCUCCCCUGUGCCCGCUUGCGUCGUCCCCUGUGAGCCGGUGCCCUCCUGCAUGUCCCCCCACGCGCAUCCCCACGCAGCUGGCGGUGUCUCCGACUUCCUCGGUGUCUCCAGUGCCGGCGGCCACGUGGGCCAGACUCACGUGGGUGGCCUCUUUGGCACAGCCGGCAUCGGCCCCGGCCUCAAUGGCUAUGAGCUGAACAGCGAGCCGGACCGCAAGAGCUCCAGCAUCGCGGCCCUGCGGAUGAAGGCGAAGGAGCACAGCGCCGCGAUCUCCUGGGCGACAUGACAGGGCUGCCAUCCAGCGCCUCGGCACACCGCGAGAGCCAGUGGGGAAGCUGGGAGACCUCCAGCUGGGAUUCCAGCCAGCCCUUGCCUCCUCGGGGAUGUGAACGCAGCACUUUGAGCUACCCUAGGUGUAUAGAGGACGUGUGCGAACGUAAGUGGCGUGUGCCCAGCACGGACAUGGGAGGUCCCAGCCUCCCGGCACUGGGUCAGGGCUGUGGGGCAGCGCUGCUGUCCCCUGCUCUGGGGGUGUCCUCUGCUAUCGCCACUGCCUCCCCGGGGACUUGGAUGCCUUUUCUCCCUGCUCCUUUUUCUGACACCAGAUCUGCCUUUCUGGAGAGCAAGAGCCCACCAGCAUCUCCAGCAGCUGCCCCGUCCCUCCACAUGUACAGCUCUUCCCUCCUCAGAACCCAUCUGCCUUGCACAGGGGACAAGAUGGGGACUCUGGCACCAGCAAAGAGACGCUCUUCAGACUGCUCCUGCCUCAUGGGAGCCAUGGCUGAAUGGGGUGAGGGGAUACUCAAGGCCAGAAAGGUGGCAGUGCUAUCCCACUUCCUUCCACCCAGCAGGAGCUGAAGUACGAAGCUUAGGGGCCUCUUGUGUAGGCACAGUGCCACCACUCUGCUGUCUUUGAUGGCUCCCCAGCCAUCCAGCUUGAGAUGUGCAUAUGAAGUGAUGGCACCUUGCAGAAGUCACAUCCCCAUGAGCACUUAGAGUUUGCUCUGUUAUAGUUGUGGCUGUUGUGUCUUAGCAAAAUGUCUUCCCUGGCUUUUACAGGGCUAGGAGUCACUACCCUCUGCUCUCAAGUCCAACAGGGCCCCCAAAGAGGAACAGCUUGAGCAGAGCACUCAGCCAGGGCUGUGUGAGGGCAUCCUCACAUUGUCCCUAGCCUGCCUCAUGUAGCAAAGUCUCUUCCCAUCGCCUCUCAUUCUCUGCUUCCCCAAAGCCACCUGCCAGCAUCUGCCUACACCUCCUCCAGGGCAGGGGAGGGCUGGGGAUGAAGGGUAGUGGCACUGCCCCAUCUCUGGCCACUCCAGUUCACCCUCACCUAGCAGAGUGAAGGAAACACCAGAACUUGUUCUCUCUCCUAAAGUCCCACCAAUGGUUUUCUCCCCAUGUGCUCCCACUUGCACAACUCUGUUUAGUACAGUCUCCUCUCCAAGGCCAAAGCUCUCUCAAGCCAUUCAGUGGCGUCAUAGCACCAAGAAUAAUUUCAGAGUUUCCUUCUGCCCCACCGAAGGUCACCACCAGCCAUAGAACUCAGCUCACAUGCUGAGCUCCAGCUCAGUGAGCAAGAGAAGUACAGGGUUUUGCCCCAUACAGCCAUCGCAUCAUGCUCCAUCCACUCUAGGUCCAGAGAGAUUUGCAGCAAAGGGUUGCAAAAAGGCUACAACCAAAUGCCAUGAUGCAGGUUAACUGCAUGCCAUAUAGAAAUAUUUCUACAGUGCCUAGGCAUUACCAUACACAACAUAGAUGAUUAUAUCAAUGCUAGAUCAAAUGUAACACGUACUUAUUGCAAUAUGGAAAGACCUGUAGUGCUGUAUCUUGUCUCAGAAAACACACUGAGAUGCCUGGCUUGGUGCUCCUCAGGAACAAUUUGCAGUCAAGCAGAUUAUGCAGAUGACCUGGGCUUUUCCACAGAAGCAAACCAGACUCGCGUCCCAGCCUGAAUGUUCAGCUGAGUUAUUAGACUAAAAUGUGCUUCAGGUGCUGAUUACUGAAUGGCUCUGGAUCACUGCCCUAAUAUCUCUUUUCUGCAUGCACUGGCAAUAAUGUUUAAACUGCAAUGAAUACCACCUUGUACCCUACCCCAGACUUCCUCGCCCAGAGCCCUUUUCCCACAGUGCAGAGGGAAAGGCGUCAUUCCGCUGCAGUGCUCAGCCCCCAGAACUGAGCAGGGUGCAGCAGUUUGAGAGGGUGCAUGGGGAUGGAUGCUGCAAGGGCGUGGGUACUGCUGGCUGUCCCACUGUGUGGCAAUGGGCCGUGCUGGGGCUUUGCUAUGCUCUACUGAAGCUGAAGGGCAUUCCUGCCUCACAGGGCCAGGAUUUCAUCCAGGCUGCAUAACGGCUCAUGAGACGAAGAGCUGCUUCCUUUCCUCCUCGUGAAUUGGCCUCAGACAACCCUAAUCACUGCCACGCAUGUCCAGCCCUGAGCUGCUGGGUGCACUGUAAGUGCAGAGCUCUGCUCCCGUGCCCCACUCUGCUGCCAUUCACCAGCAUAGCCCCUCUGCAUCUGCCAUUCUACUGCAUCGUCCUGCCAGCAACAGCCUGGACAUGCAGCGACACAGGCAGGUCUCCAGCUGUGUGCAUCUGUAGUUACACAUAUUUUAAAAUUAAUUUAAUAGUUUUUUUAAACUAGCUGUUAAAUUAAUAAGAAAACCU